GGCGGAGGCGGCGGGGGUAGAGGCGCGCGCCGCCCCCGCCGAGCGUGCGAGCGGAGGGUCGCAGGCGGCCACGUCGGCGGAGGGUGCGCCGGCGACGCGGGUCAAGAGGGAGCUCGGUGAGUCGAUCCCCCACGGGCUGGUCCCCGCGGAGCAGAGCUACUGGCAGGACAUGCGCAGCAUCGUCGCGGGGAGGAGUAGCCGCGUGCAGCUCGCCUGCCCGGGGGAGCUGCCGCCCUCUCGCGCGCUGGCGCUGCACCUGCGCGACGGGCGCAAGUACCAUGUCCUCGUGCCGGCGGGCGUGCGCGCGGGGCAGAGCUUCACCGUCGAGCUGCCGGAGGGGGCGGAGCUGGGCGAGGUCUUCAUCGCGCCGCCCGCGCCGCCGCAGCCGCAGGGGCCGCAGGGGCCGCAGGGGCCGCAGGGGCCGCCGCAGCCGCAGGUGCCGCAGCCUGAGGUGCCGCAGGCGUCGCAGGUACCGCAAGCGCCGCAUGCGCCGCAGGGCGGCGGCGGGGCCCACUCCCUCAACUUGCUCGUGUUGGCGUCCACCGCGCAAGGCCGGUGAGCAGCCAGCUUACCUAACAGCCGCACUGGCUCAAUUUUCGUAUUUUCGUGUGACGAGAGGGGAAGUAGAGAAGGAGGGUGCCGUUGAGUUCGCCUCUAUUGUACGGAGUUCGGUGUGUACAUGUAUCACUUCUAUAUUGUGUGUAAAGACAA
This is a messenger RNA of Emiliania huxleyi CCMP1516, 711 nucleotides long. RefSeq lists its product as hypothetical. The record is from RefSeq and is a predicted model, not a curated record. NCBI's taxonomy places the organism in Eukaryota, Haptophyta, Isochrysidales, Noelaerhabdaceae. The annotation marks the transcript as partial. The transcript has a single exon.